CCUCCUCUCCUCUAGUCCAUAACAAACAAGUGGUGUGCGAUAAGGGGACGGGAACACGCUAGGUGGGUUGUACCUUCCAACCUUCAACGUGACACUGUUUUGUCCGAGGCUGUCACGAACACAUCUCAUUCCUCGAGCUGGUGCGCACUUUGCAUGCAACAACAAGAUCGGGAAUUUUGACAACUUGUUGACGCUAAUGGGACAUGGCGAUGGACGCGGCAUCGACAUCUACUGAGAUUGCAAGCAGGGGGGGCAUCGAGGACCUGACGUUGAAGGUGGGCCCGGUGCGGAGGAACCUCUUCGGCCCCGUGGACCACCAGCAGCUGCGUCAGGACUUCCAGCGUCUCCUCCACAUGAGCGUGGAGGCGGCUAACAAGCGUUGGAACUACGAUUUCCGCAGCGACGCUCCAGGUUCGGGCUCCAACGUGCAGUGGGAGGAGCUCAAGUGCCAGGAUGUGCCGGGAUUUUACCGCAGCUGCACGAUGAGGCCGGCGGUGCGGUUCCACGUGGCGAAGCCUCCAAGGCGGUUCUCGAUGUCGUCGGGCGAGGAGUCCCCUGUGUCCAGCAGCUCUUCUGGAUCUGGGGACGAGUGUCUGGAGGUGACCCCUAGGGGGUACUACAGGCUGCAAAAACGCAAACAGUCCGCCAUUACAGAUUUCUUCAAGGUGAAGAAGAGGAGGCUUCUACAUUACAAGGCAAUGUCUCGCCAGUAGGAGCACCUUAUAUCCUCUGUACAUAUGUAGCAUCUUAGCACAAGGAAGCUACCCGCUUCCUUUUUAAUCUAAACAUACGGUUCUAAAUAUGAUAUAUAUAUAUAUAUAUAUAUUCUAUAUACAGUUUUCCUCAGCUUUUUUUUGCUAUACUGUGAAAUUCUAUUAUGUGCACUCUUGACAGUCCAGGGCUGUGGAUAGUAUUUGUCAAGGUGAUGACCUCAAAUGGUCACCCUUUGGUUAUGCUAAAAAGUCAGAAGAGGUGACUAUUCUUGGCCUGGCGCCACACAUAAGUCUCCCCCCCCGUCCCGCUAAGAGCCAUGGGUCAGCGCCUCACCCGGGGUCCAAAAUUGGCAGCGUGCUAGUGAUUAGCUUUAGGUUAAAGGUCGACGGUGGAGGCUCAGCGAUGGCUGCACGUCAGUUAAAAAAAAAAAAAAAAUGUUUUCCAUUUAUUUAGUGCCACCUAAAAAAAUACUAAUAAGUGAAUUAAACAUGAAUUGAAAAUAUUUAAUAUUUUAAUUUAUUUUCUGUCCCACCAGUGGUACUCAUACCACAGCCCACGAAUCGAUGUGUUAGACUCCAAGUCAUUAUGGACACUCCACCAUUGCCAUUCAGAAACAUUACACAACUAUACUUUAUGUAUUAUUCGCAUGAAGGCUUUUUUUAACAUCGUUUCUAUGGAUUUGGGUAGCGGAGCAGACAUAUUUUGGUGUUUUUUUUCCCUUCCAGCUUUAUGCUUGUAAUAAUGUAGCAUUUUUCUGUCCCUAAGUGACACGCAGCCCCCACAGGUCACAGGAAGGGAAUGUUGUCGCUGAAGUGUUGCAGGCGCAUUAUCGCCCGCUUGGAAAAGUUGCAACUGAGGCAGUCGCACCAUAGAGGAGACAAAAGUAUUGGGACACCCCGGGGUUUUCCAAUACUUUUGUCCAUGUGGUGUAUGGUCAGUUAUACUGGAGGGACCUACGGGGCAAAAAAAUUAAAACUACAUGAUUCAGAUUAUUUUGUGUUAUAAAAGCUAUAAUCUGGAUGAAUACAUUGCUUCUACCUCAUCAAUUCAGUAAAAUACACAAAAUAUUAUAAAAAAAUUUUAUUUAAAGUAUUGUAGCUCAGGUUGUUUGCAUUUAAAAUGAGUACAGAGAGACUGGGGGAGUAAAGAAAGAGGUUGUUCCGGUGUAAGAGUCAGCGAGGGACCCCGUUUCAUUCUGAGGGGCCCCUCACUGCUUUUGUUGAAAUCACACACUCCGCCUUGGAGUCGCUUUGACUCCAGGGAAGUGGGGGAAGGGGGACGCAAUCUUGUGUCUAAUAUAAAAACUUCAUGGGAAAACACCUCAAACAGCAUGCUUUUUUUUAAAGUUAUUAUCCACCCACCCUUUUUUUUGCCCCCCCAACCAGUCUCUCUUUCACAAGCCCACCGACUCAGUCACUGCAAGAAUCGGCUUGAAACUCAUCAUUUUUAUCACGGUUCUAAAAGGGUAUAUUUCAGCAAACAAUUAUUCUUUUUCAAUGUUUUGUCUACUUAUUUGUGUGUUUGUGUGUGAGAGAGACAAAACAUUUCUGUUAAAAACAAAAAAAAAAUCUAUAUUAACUUAUUUGGAUUUGUUUAUAUGGUUUGUUUGUUGGGAAGUAAUUCUAAAAUCCCUUUUUGCUAUUACUAAUAGUCUGAGACUUCUAUCUUUGCACUACUUCAAUGUUGUUGACAAGAGGACUAUUUUUGUACGGUAAUCUUUAAAAAAGUAAAAAUAUACACAUCUGAGACAUGGAACAAGUCAUGACUUUCAUGCCAGCUUUGCUCUUCUAUUCCAUCUGUCGCAGCUAUAUCAGUGUCUUUUUUGUAUUAUGCAUGAAUGUAUGAUAUGAAUCCUUGUAUACAGUUUGUAAUAAUUCUAUAGUAAUUUAAUACUGGUUUGUGUAUCCUUGCAACAAGUGUAUGGAAACAGAAUCAUGUGUGUAUAAGAAAUGAUGAAGAGAUUUCAUUAAGUGUGCUCACAAUAAAAUGUUAUUGAUGAUAUAAAUCA
Messenger RNA from Doryrhamphus excisus (bluestripe pipefish), 2722 nucleotides. RefSeq names its product cyclin-dependent kinase inhibitor 1D (gene cdkn1d). Gene Ontology annotation, biological process: signal transduction by p53 class mediator; regulation of mitotic cell cycle. Gene Ontology annotation, molecular function: cyclin-dependent protein serine/threonine kinase inhibitor activity. The record is from RefSeq and is a predicted model, not a curated record. Gene Ontology annotation, cellular component: nucleus. Lineage: Eukaryota; Metazoa; Chordata; Actinopteri; Syngnathiformes; Syngnathidae.